CUGUCCAAGAUUCUGGGCUGCUAAGAGAAAGAAUUAGCCACCGGGCUAACUAACGGAGGGAUUAGUCUUAAACGAUAUAACUGCACGUUUGGGAUUUUGAAUGUUUAUUUUUUUCGGAUGAAAAAAGCAAUGAAAACCAGCUCCUCCUCACCGCUACAUGUGCAUGUGAAUGACAGUACACCCGUGCAUGUGCAUGUAAAGAAGGGCACAAAGAACAGCCCCACAACGGCAGCCCAGGCAAAAACAAAAGGUGGCUUACGCCCAAUUGCUAAAGUUAAGACGAGGGUGCCAUGGAUUCCUCCAGGGAAAGUCUCAACACGAGAGGCAUCAUACAAGUGGGAGGGGCCCACCCAUCGCUUGGAGAUCACCCCUCUGCCUGAGGCAGGAUCUGCUCAGUCGGCUCUCCGGAUGGAGGACCUCUCCACUGAUGAAGAGGAAGCGCUGCAUGGGCGAAUCAACCAGUAUGAGAGGAAGAUCGACAGCUUGAUGACAGAGGUCAGCUCGCUGAAGAAUGAGGUAGAGUUGCGUAAGAAGGAACAGUUGCUGGAGCGUCAGUCAGAAAAGCUGAGCGCCUCACAGCGUGUUAUUGCUGAGCAGGAGGAGGAGCUUGCUGAGGUUGCCAAAGAGCUGGAGAUCACAGAGCGGGAGAACACUCUUCUCCGAGAGUCCAUGGAGAAAAUACUGGAGGAAAAUGAUUAUGGCAGGUUGGAAAGGGAGGGCCUGCAGCUGGAGAAGGAUGUGCUCCUGAAGAAGCUGUUGGAGGCAGAGCUGGACAGCAAUGCAGCUGCCAAGCAGGUGUCAGCCCUGCGUGAUACAGUCAGCAGGAUGUCCAGGAGUGUGAGUGAGAAAAGAAUGUCGGGGUCGGACUCCUCACUCCUGGCUCGGCAGAAGGAUCUCCUACUGCAGAAGUUGGAGACGUUUGAGAGCACUAACCGAACGCUUCGCCGUCUUUUGAGGGAGCAGCAUGGGCGUGAGAUGGACUCACUUCGACUGUUGGAGCAGAAAGAUUCCCUCCUGAAGAAGCUUACUGAGGUUGAAGCAGAGAACUCACGUCUUCAAAUGAAGCUUCAGGACAAAGAUAAAGAAGUCAGUCAACUGACCUCCCUUUUAGAGAAUGAAAAGGAGAACUCAAAGACCACGAGUGAGCUUUCCAAAGUCCUGGAGUCAACCCGAGCUCAUCUGCAGGGCCAGCUACGCAACAAAGAAGCAGAGAACAACCGUCUUGCAGUACAGAUUAGGAAUUUGGAGCGAGCGGCAAAUCAGCAGCAGGGGGAGCUGGAGCACCUGCAGGAGCAGUUGAAGGAGCUGAAACAGCGGGCAGAGGUGGAUAAAGAAGCCUUGAAGAAAGCCACACGGGCCCAAAAACAGAGAGCAGAGCGCAGUGAAGAUACUGCGGGACAGCUCAGUGCCCAGCUGGCAGAACUGGAAUCUCAGCUGGCAGAUGCUGUUUCAGCUGCAGAGAACUGGAGCAGUCGGCAUGCAAAAGAGCUGAAGGAUAAGGGACAACUAGAGAUAGAAAUCACGCUCCUGAACAACCGAAUCACAGACUUGACUGAGCAGUUGCGCUCACAGGAGGAGAAGGCACGUGCUGAGAGAGAUGGACAUUUGGACCGCUUGCACAGCUUGACUACAGAGAGCACUACACUUAGACUGGAGAACCAGAGCCUAAAGGCCACUCUGUCUGCGCUGGAGGAGAAGCUGUCCUUAUCUCGGUCUGAGGUGGAUCAGGUCAAAGCCUCUGUGAAGCAGUAUGAAAGUUUAGUGGAGAGUUACAAAGUCCAGGUGCAGAAGACACGUGCGGAGGCAGAUGAGUACAGUGUGCGUCUGCAGCAGGCUGAGAGGGAGGCACGAGUGGUGAGAGAAGACCUGGAUCAGGAGAUUGAGCAGGUCAGGAAGCAGCUGCUGAGUCGCCUAACGGAGCUGGAGCCUCUGCCUGAGGCCCUGAGACUCUCCGAGCUCCAGCUGCAAGAGGCACAGGAGAAGGAGCAUGUACAAGAGAGGAAGAGUGCUGAGCUUUCUACUGCCCUCGCAGACCUGCGCAUAAAGGUAGAGCAGCAGGGCACCCAGAUGGAGAUGGCACAGCAUAAGAACAUGGUGUUACUUGAGGAGAACAAGCAGUUCCAGCACAAGCUGGAGGCCCUCAAUAGAAAGUUGGAGGAGGUCAACACACAAAAUGGAGAUCUCAUGCAGGUCAUAGCAAAACGAGAGGAAACCAUUCUAAACAACCAGGUGCGUCUAGAGGAGAAGUCACGGGAGUGCACUAUUUUGACCCGGCAAUUGGAAGAAGCUCUGGAAGAUGCUAGACGACAGGUGUCCCAUACCAGAGAACGUGCUGCUUCUAAAGAACGUACCACUCAGUCCAAGGUGGUAGACCUGGAGACACAGCUGAGUAGAACCUCCUCAGAGCUCAACCAGCUGCGACGAGCCAAAGAAGAAGCGGAGAGGAGGUUCCAGAGCCGUUUGCAGGAUGUUAAAGACCGUCUGGAGCAGUCAGACAGUACCAACCGCAGUCUGCAGAACUAUGUCCAGUUCCUCAAAGCUUCCUAUGCCAGCGUGUUUGGAGAAUCUGCUCUUACCAGUUCCUCCCUCCGAGCCCACUCGCAGAUCUGAGAGCUGCAUUAGAUCUUAGCUGAGGUGACUAAAAACACACACGCACAUAAGAGUGUAUACUGUAUACACUGUAUGUAUGACCUGAGUUUAUGUGGACACUCAUUUUAUGUAUGUGAGAACCAAAGACUCUAUUCUCACGGCUUCCUCUUUCUACUACACAUGAUCCCUUCUAGUAUUAUCGCUGGAUAAUAUGAAGAGGAAUAAUUCAUUUUUAGUCAAGAAUAAUUUUGCUGCUUUACAAAUAGUUGCUUCUUUUAAGAUCCUAUGCAUUUAACUAUAUUACUCACUGAAUUCAGUAGUUCUGCACCCCUGCAAAGUAUUCACAGAAUAAUGUGAUAAUCUAUAUUACCAAUCUGAUUUCAGUCCUUUAAAUAACAGUUCAUGAAUAGUUUACAUUCUAAUAUACAGAGAAAAGUCCAAUUACAUAAACAUUAAAUAAUACCUCUUUUGUGUCAUAGAAUUUGUAGAGAUUAGGCCUGAAAGGUGACUCCUGGAUAUGGGACUAAAACUAGGGUAAUAUUUUCCAUUAGGCCAUUCCUUUUUAUAUUCAUUUGGCCAUCACUGAUGUGGUUUAUAUAACUUUCUUGGUUGCUGUCAGAAUAAGGUACUGUAUUUAAACAUAAUCUUCAGAAUGUGUUCACAUAAAUUAUUUAUUUCUGUGAAAGUUUGCAAUCUACCUGUCAUGACAAAGAUCCACUGAAAAUCUGCAGUUUCAUGUUGUCAUUAGUGGUGGGCACUAUGGCAAAAAUGUAACACAACAAUACUUCAGGAAAUUUUCACAAUACACAAUGUGUAGCACUAUAUUUAGUUUUUCUGAGGUUGGAUGAGUUGGAACUCGUGCAAAAAAAAUGCAUCAGAGGUGCAGUUUUCAAAAAUACUGUCAAAAACAAUGAAAGCCUUGAUUCUUAUUGUUUCAAAUACUGCACUGCACUAAAUCCUAUUACCCAAGCCUAAUUAUUCUGGCUUUUGGUCAGUUUUCUUUACAUAAGAUUAUAUCCACAUCUAUGAUGAUGCCUAGAAAAGCAUUUUGUGAUGUAAUUUAUCACAAUAUUUAUAAAUAUUGUCAUAUUGCCCACCCCUGGUCAUCAUUCAAGUCCCAUCCUCAGCGAGGCUAUAUAUGAGGGUAUUCACUCAGGGUAAUGCCAGGUUUUGAAGAUGUUACCACCUACUUUUAACUGAGGUGAUUUUAGGUAACUAGUGGACUGUUCCGGAGGGUUCUGACUGAAGAAUUCAUCAAUGGGUGCUACUGUAUUUUGUUUUUGUUUUUUGUUUUUUUACACACUUCACAAUGUAUGUAGCUAUACAUAUCAUAUACAUUCAUUUAUUGAAGUUACACUUGCACUUUUACUAUAGGCUGUUGCAGUUUAUCAGAUGAUGUGAAAUAACAAAACAAUAUCUCAUACUGUUGUCUGUUUAUAGAUUAAAUAGAUUAGAAGCUGUAAUUUGAUCAGUGUAUUUUAUAUAUAUGAAGUGUAUAGAUUUUUAUUGAUGUAUAUU
Pygocentrus nattereri (red-bellied piranha) is the source of this 4107-nucleotide messenger RNA. It is a transcript of the gene odf2a, whose product is annotated as outer dense fiber of sperm tails 2a. The transcript has 19 exons. The record is from RefSeq and is a predicted model, not a curated record. NCBI's taxonomy places the organism in Eukaryota, Metazoa, Chordata, Actinopteri, Characiformes, Serrasalmidae. Gene Ontology annotation, cellular component: centrosome. Bases 118 to 2610 code for a protein of 830 amino acids. Gene Ontology annotation, biological process: regulation of cilium assembly.